This is a messenger RNA of Metarhizium brunneum ARSEF 3297, 1893 nucleotides long. RefSeq lists its product as uncharacterized. Lineage: Eukaryota; Fungi; Ascomycota; Sordariomycetes; Hypocreales; Clavicipitaceae. The record is from RefSeq and is a predicted model, not a curated record. Gene Ontology annotation, molecular function: transmembrane transporter activity. Gene Ontology annotation, biological process: transmembrane transport.
AUGGGCCGUCAUAAAGAAGGAGCAGAUGGCGACUUGAAUACUUCUAUAUCGCCGGAAUGGUUUGGGGCAACGGAUGAUCUGAACCGCGUCACGGCUCGUCGGGGGACUGGCGUGGAAGACGGUUUUGGAGGCGUUGAUCACCACACACAGGCCAAAAUGCUUCUGGACCAUUUCAAUCCGAAACGUCAUAAGAGGCGGCGGCAUCCGAAACAGGCCCAGUCCGGCGCAUCCACGGCUCCUUCAACCCCAGACCUUGGCGAGCAUCGCAUGGGAACCCCGGUCGACGGCAGCAUCCUCUCCCAAUUGCUCCGUUCUUGUGCGGACAACUCGGCUUCAGAGAGCGGAUUUUCUCUCACGCCAGGGACCAGGACCCCGGAAAAUAAUGCGACAGAGUCAGAAACAGACACGGCGCGUGCGCCGAGAUCCAGACGAGGGAACAAGCGCAAUGUCAAAUGGUACAACAGCGAACAACACCUCGCCGAACGGGCGUCGACGCCGCCGCCGUGGGAGCACAGAAAAAGACCAAAGAGUGACAGGCAGGCCCGGCUGACGAAGCACAUUGCCACGGUGCUUGCUCGGCAGCAGUACAUGAUGCAGCUCUGCCGCACGCUGAUGAUGUACGGCGCCCCGACUCACCGGCUGGAGGAAUACAUGGCCAUGACGGCCAAUGUCUUGGAGAUAAGGGCGCAAUUUCUGUACAUCCCAGGCUGCAUGUUCAUCUCAUUUGACGACGCGCUUACGAGGACUGCCGAUGUCAAAAUCAUCCGCGUGGUGCAAGGCCUGGAUUUGUCCCGACUCGCCGCCACACACAACGUGUAUAAGAAUGUAGUCCAUGACGUGAUCUCUCUGGAACAAGCCACCGAGGAGCUGGACGACAUCAUGACGUCGACCGCCCGGUACAAUAAAUGGCUUGUCAUCCUCUUCAUGGCGCUGGCCAGCGUCUCCGUCGGACCGUAUGCGUUUUCCGCCCGCCCAAUCGACUUGCCCGUCAUCUUCGUGCUCGGCCUGCUCGUCGGCUUCAUGCAGCAGGUUGUCGCGCCGGCGUCGUCGACGUAUGCCAACGUUUUGGAAGUGUCGGCCGCCAUAUUGACGUCCUUUCUGGCACGGGCGUUCGGGAGCAUCAAACACAACGGUACGUACCUCUUUUGCUUCCCGGCCAUUGCGCAGUCUGCCAUUGCCAUGAUCCUCCCGGGGUUUGCGGUUCUGAGCAGCAGCCUGGAGCUGCAAUCCCACCAGAUGAAUGCCGGCUCCAUCCGGCUCGUGUAUACUAUCAUCUACUCUCUCUUCCUGGGCUACGGCGUGACCGUGGGGACGACAAUCUACGGCCUGAUGGAUCCCAACGCGACCACGCAGACGCAGUGCACGGCAGAUAGUCUUGAAGCGGCGUACGGGAGCCAAUAUGUCCAGCACUUUCCGUUCGUUGCGCUCUUCUGCUUAUUUGCCGCCCUGACAAACCAGUCCCGGCUGAAGCAGCUGCCCGUCACGGUCGGGAUGGGCGUCUGCGGCUACGUGACGAAUUACUUCAGCACCACCAAGCUCGGUCCGAACCAGGUCGCCAACACGGUCGGGGCCUUUACUAUUGGGCUCAUGGCCCAUUUGUACAGCCGCAUCUGGCACGGGCAUGCUGCGGCCACGAUGAUUCCAGGUAUUUUUACCCUCGUGCCGUCGGGGCUCGCGUCUUCGGGCUCCAUCAUCUCGGGGCUCGACUUUUCAGAGUCCAUCACGCAUAAUGCCACUGCCCCCGGCACGACGGGGGCGGCAAGCUCAAACUCGCUGACUGCUCUAGGCUACGGCAUGAUACAGACGGCUAUUGGGAUCUCGGUUGGCCUGUUCAUGUCGGCGCUCAUCGUGUAUCCGCAUGGCAAAAGGAGGAGUGCAAUUUUUAGUCUCUGA